AUGCCCAUUUGCAUUGAAUGCCGGCAUCCGGUCAAGACAUUAUGGACCAAAUAUUCGAACGUCGACGAUAAGUCGAGCGGGCAUAACAUUCGUUUGACGGUGUGCAGAAAUUGUGGUCAAUUUUGCGACAAGUACGUUGAGCAUGACUUCGUGGUGCUCUUCAUCGACCUGGUCUUGAUAAAACCUCAAGUGUAUCGCCAUCUGCUUCACAAUACACUAAUGAAAGACGAAGAUCGGUUUGAUUCUUCUAUCGUACGACUCGGCGUUCUUCUGUUGCUCUUCGAUGUCUAUUUGACGUGGGCGCGCAUCGAAAAGCAGUCGGUUCCCGCUUCAGCUCAAGACGAGGUGGCUAACCUGGGUAGUUUGACCCAGCAGUCUAUCGUGUCGCAAUAUCUCUUCUUCCUGAUACUUUGUGCCCUGUCAACACUCGCUUUCCACGUCAGUAUUCGAUUCAUGACCUCCUCAACCAUUUCUCCUCUUAUUAUGUUGAACAUAUUACCUCGCUAUUCUCGUCCAAAUUCUGUCUCGACUGCGCUGCUUGUAUCGUCUUCAACGAAACUCUUUCCGAUACUCAUGGUUAUAUGGCAAUACGAUGUCCCAGCCGCUGCGCGGUCACUUGGAUGGGCCGUGGUGGCAAAUAACGUCGAGGCUCUCCGUAUACUACUAGAUUGCGGCUAUGGGGUUUCUACACUGCUUGCAACAACAGGGGCUUUGGCGCGCUGGGCAGUGGGACGGGGUGUCCUUUGGGCUGCUGGACUAGAUGGCGUUGACUCUAUUGGGGAGACGAGCAUUGCAGCAGAUGGUAAGGCUCUCUGGGGACUUUUAAUGUAUGCCAGAGAAUGGGCAAGCGACUUAGCCGCAGGAUAG
Messenger RNA from Colletotrichum truncatum, 867 nucleotides. RefSeq names its product arv1-like family protein. Lineage: Eukaryota; Fungi; Ascomycota; Sordariomycetes; Glomerellales; Glomerellaceae. Gene Ontology annotation, biological process: sphingolipid metabolic process; regulation of plasma membrane sterol distribution; sterol metabolic process. Gene Ontology annotation, cellular component: cortical endoplasmic reticulum; Golgi apparatus. The record is from RefSeq and is a predicted model, not a curated record.